AUCCAUCAUCACACCACCAAAAUAAAAGGGUUUCUCUCUCUCCUCUUUUUGUUUCUCUCACUUCCUCCAUCCAAGAGAGAGAAACAAAAGAAAGCUCUCUCUUUUUCCUUCUUCAUCUAUCGCUACAGAAAACCCUAUCUAUCCCACAUCAAGAUUUAUCAAAUCUUGAUUCUUUAUCCACUCUUUCCCCGAUUCUUCAACUUUGUGGGUUUUGUUCGAUCGAUCUUGAACAACAAAAGAUAGAAACAAUUAAGGUAUGCAGGCUGAUCAGACAGUGUUGAGCUUAAGACCAGGUGGUGGUAACCGAGGAAGAACUUCUGCUCCUCGUUUUGAUUCGUUGGCUUUUGGUUCUUCUGAUCUUCCAACCCUUCGUCCCCAUGGCGCUGCCGCCAUCAAGAGCAAUGAUUCCCGCUUCGAGCUUCGCGAGCGUGUUCGUUACACCAGAGACCAACUGUUACAACUCAGAGAGGUUGUAGAUAUUUCUGAGGCUAUUCUUAAAGUCAAACAAGAAGUCGAAACCGAAUUUUUUGGAGAGGCCCAAAAUUGGACCAAAUCUGAAGGAAACGCACCAAUUCAGCCCCAGGCGCGCUACUCUGAGCCUGAUAACCGUGACUGGCGUGGAAGAGCUCCACCGUCAGUGGAUGAGCGGUCUUGGGAUGGUGGUCGAGAAAACCGCGAUUUUGGUCGUGAUAAUCGGCAAGAUCCAAAUUCACAAUUUGGUCGAACACAAGCCUCACCUAACCAAGGGAUGGGCGGGCCCGCUCCUGCUCUUGUCAAAGCUGAGGUGCCAUGGUCUGUUCGACGGGGAACGUUAUCCGACAAAGAUCGCGUCUUGAAGACAGUUAAAGGUAUUCUGAACAAGUUGACUCCAGAAAAGUUUGACCUUCUAAAGGGUCAACUCAUUGACUCAGGGAUAACAACAGCUGAUAUUCUUAAGGGGGUUAUCUCGUUGAUUUUCGACAAAGCUGUUCUCGAGCCUACGUUUUGCCCUAUGUACGCGCAACUCUGUUCCGAUCUCAACACAAAGCUCCCCCCGUUUCCGUCUGACGAACCCGACGGCAAGGAGAUUACGUUUAAGCGUGUAUUAUUAAAUAACUGUCAAGAAGCUUUUGAAGGCGCCGACAAACUGCGGGCGGAAAUAAGGCAAAUGACUGCCCCUGAACAAGAAGCCGAACGUAGAGAUAAAGAAAGAUUAAUGAAGCUACGCACUCUCGGAAACAUUCGUUUAAUCGGUGAGCUUUUGAAGCAGAAAAUGGUCCCCGAAAAGAUCGUUCAUCACAUUGUUCAGGAACUUCUGGGACCCGACAAUAAAGUUUGCCCCGAGGAGGAAAACGUUGAGGCAAUUUGCCAGUUUUUUAACACGAUCGGUAAACAACUUGACGAGAGCCCGAAGUCAAGGCGGAUUAACGAUUUAUAUUUUAAUCGACUUAAGGAGUUGGCAACAAACCAACAGUUAGCUCCACGUAUGCGGUUUAUGGUUCGUGACGUUAUCGAUCUCCGAUCAAAUAAGUGGAUUCCAAGGCGCGAAGAGGUAAAAGCAAAGACGAUUACGGAGAUCCAUACUGAAGCGGAAAAGAACAUGGGGCUCCGUGCAGGGUCCACUGCUAGCAUAAGAAACAGCCGUGCGUUGGCUGCCGGAGCACAAGGGAGUUUAGGCCCGAACUUCAACCGUCCCGGUACAGGUGGCAUGAUGCCGGGUAUGCCCGGGACCCGCAUGAUGCCGGGUACGCCCGGAUUAGAUAAUGAUAACUGGGAGGUUCCGAGGUCCCGCUCGAUGCCUCGUGGCGCUCAACCACCAUUACUAAACAAGACACCGUCGCCAAGUCAGCGGUUUCUUCCUCAGGGUAGCGGCGGUUUUAUUGGCGGCAAACCAAGUGCGUUAGUUCAAGGCGGUGGUGGAUCUAGCGGUGCUGCUACGACUUCUGUUAGACCUGUUGUUCCUACAUCGUCUCAGCCUGUUGCGGCUGCCGCUGCUGCUGCGCCUUUGAAGGCGAAAAAUCCCGAUGAACUGAAACGAAAAACGGUUUCGUUACUUGAGGAGUAUUUUAGUGUUCGUAUGCUCGAUGAAGCGUUACAAUGUCUAGAGGAACUGAAAGCACCGGAAUAUCACUCCGAGUUCGUGAAAGAAGCGGUUUCGCUCGCGUUGGAAAAAAGCCCGCCGUGUGUCGAACCGCUAGCGAAGCUUUUAGACUAUCUUACCUCCAAAAAGGUUCUCACUCGAGCCAACUUGAUAACGGGGUGCACCGCGUACGGCUCGUUGUUGGACGAUAUCGCGAUUGAUUUACCGAAAGCACCGAGCAGCUUCGGUGAGAUCAUGGGACAUCUAGUGCUGUCGGGUGGAUUGGAUUUUAAGGUCGUGCACGACGUUCUAAAGACGAUGGAGGAUGAUUAUUAUCAGAAAGCGGUUUUCGCGGGUGUUAAGCGUGUCGUUGGUUCGAGCCCGUUUGGGAAGGACGUGUUGGAGUCGCAAGCGGCGGAUGUCGGUUUGUGCGAAAGCUUGUUUUAAAAGGUGGGUGCAGGAUGUUGAAAACAAGAGGUGAGAAAGUGUAUAAUCUUGUUUUUGUGGGGGUUUGAAAGAAAAAAAGGUUUAUUAUUAUCAUGAAUUUUGACAUUAUUAUUAUUAUUAUCUGGAGGGGUGAGACUUUUCCUUUUGUUUUUUACAUUUUAGUUUUGUAACUUUGGAGUAUAAUUUGAUUAUUAUUGUUGAGACUUGAGAAGUUCAUAAAAGCAACUGUUUGUAUUUUAUUGAAAUCUCAUUAGUUUUUUUUUUUU
This is a messenger RNA of Helianthus annuus (common sunflower), 2772 nucleotides long. Its product is annotated as eukaryotic translation initiation factor. Bases 257 to 2506 code for a protein of 749 amino acids. The transcript has 9 exons. Lineage: Eukaryota; Viridiplantae; Streptophyta; Magnoliopsida; Asterales; Asteraceae. The record is from RefSeq and is a predicted model, not a curated record. Gene Ontology annotation, molecular function: translation initiation factor activity; protein binding; mRNA binding. Gene Ontology annotation, cellular component: eukaryotic translation initiation factor 4F complex.